GUCCUCCUGCCAAUGAGACGGAACCAGCAGGGUUUAUGUUAUUCAAAACCUCACAUGAUUAUUUUUCCAUUUAAAGCUGCUGGUUGUGCAGUAAUUUAAAAGUAUGCUGGACAGUUCUGACAUUGAUGUGAGUCUGUUGAGCAAAUACUGGUAGAACAAAACAACACACCACUAGCUACAAGUAAAUUUCAUUUAUGGCAAAAAAUGAGAAAAUUAUUUGUUUCACGUUUCUCCCAAAGAGAAACUAUGGUGUUCUUCUUGACCAUAUUAGAAACUAUAGCAGUCACCUGUAAACUUAUUUCUAUACAACUAACUACAUAAGUAGCUGUUCAUUAAUCAAUGAUUAACAUAUGAAUAAAUGAUAAUCUAUGAGCUUACGAUUGAGUUUCCGUUCACAAAUCACUUAAUGUAAAUGAAUGAACCACAGAGGGCAAAAGGAAAACAAAUCAACAGAUUACAGUUUUAUCCUGAACCAAGAAACCUGCCAGUGCGUUUGAAAGGCAUGUUAUCUUUAAAAAGGCCAAAUAACACCAUUUAUCAGAGCCAUAAACUGUAAAAACAUUAAGAAUUGUUGGAUUUUUUUACUUUUUUAAACUAAUCAUUUGUAGUGUUCCAUUAGAAAAUGUGAUCCAAUCUGAUAUUUCAUCAAAUUCACUUUCUUCUAUGUCUCAUUGUCUUAAAAAAAUCCUACAAAUAAACUGUUAAAAAAAAAAAACAAAAAAAAAAACUCCACUGCUUGGUGAAAUUGUUAAGCUAUUAGUGACUCUACUGCGACCAACAGUUAAGUGACAGAAAUUCUAGGAUUUUUUCCCUGAACUGCAGGCAGUGUUUAGAUAUAGAUCCUUAGAUAUAGAUAAGCUAGUGUAAAAAAAAUACAUAACAUAAAAUAUAGGCAUGUGGAGUCACCAUUAUUUUUCUCAGUGUUGGUAUCAUCUGUGGGAACUUGGAAAAUGCAGUACAUGUUGACUCCAGGUUUUGUUUUUAGUUUUUGUAAAAACAAAUAGUCCAAGUCCACUGUUAAUCAAAGAUAGUAACAGUAAAAACAUAAAGAAUUAUUGGAUUUUUAACUUUUUGACAGACUAAUAAUCUGUAACUUGCUGUUCAUUUAGAAAACUUGACUAAAAAAACGAGCUUGAAAUUAUGGCAUUAUUAAAGAUCUGAUUUUUCUAUGUUUCAUUUGAAAACAAAUCGUUUGCUCUCACCCAAUUCUGUAAAAAAAAAAAAAAAAAAAAAAGCAAUAUUACGCAUUCCUUGGCACAACUGUGAAGCCAUUAGUGACUUAGCUGAGACCAAAUAUAACAACAAAAAUUCAGGGACUUUAGGCUAGAUGGUAAGAAAAAAAAAUUUAAUUAGUAAAAUAUUUCUAUGUGGUCACCAUUUAUUUUUAAAUUAAAUAUUACGUCUUUAUAUUAUUAUUAUCAAUAUUAUUAUUAUUAUUGUCAUAAUGAUAAUAAUAAGACUAUAUUUUUCAAGGAUUUAUGGUAUUACGGUAUUUUAUUAUUGUAACUUUCUUAUGCUACACACGAGACAUUUCUGAGAUCUCUCUCCUUCUUCAUGGUUGUUCUGUUUCCGUAGAGGCGCAGAACAGUGAAAAAUGAACCCACAGUGAGGGAAAAUUUGACAGGAUCAGGAUGUGCUGCUCUUGUUUGCAGCUACAAAAUAAAAUCCCAACUUCCUUGGUUUUCUUACCAUGACUGCAGAUGGAUGCAGCUGAGCGGAUCUUUCUUUAAACCUACAGAGAUGCAGAUAAACAGAACAAAUACGGAGUAAGUUAAACAGCUAACCUAAAGGCACAAAACAAACAGGGACGCCACAUUUUCACCUACAUAAACCGCACGAAGCGACGACUUCAUACACACGUAAACACACGCUGAACAUUUUCCACCCAAACACACUUACCUGAGUGCUGUUAACCGUGAGCUGUUAGCGCAGCUCAUGCUACUUCCUGUUAGGAAAUCUCCCAGCAUCCUUUGAGGCACAGCAACAGCGCUGCCGGCUGCGUGGCGCCAUCCAGUGGACCCUAUGAGGAAAUGCAGCAAUAUUCAAGUUGCAGUAAAUGGGCCGGAUUUUGCACGAGGCUAAUUGCAGUGUUCUUCACCAACUGUUGAUCAGUGGAACAGCAAAUACUACAUUGUCUGCAAUCACGUCCUCUGUCGCACAGUACACUGUUGUCUGCAUGCAGCAGUUCGACGUGAGUUUGGAUCUCUUGGCCGGUAUGGACGGAUGGAGGCUGUGGUUUGUUCUGCUUUGGCCACUGUGUUUGUGUGCUGACAACAGAGUGACUGUUACAAAAACCAUCGAUAGAGGACCAGACGUCACUCCAGUGUGCAUCAGGAAAAGCCUUUUAUUAGCAACAUGUAAGAUCAACACAGGGAGACACCAGGACGAAGACUGCUGCCAGCUGCACACAGAUGUCCAGCGUUCUGAAUGUGAAUGCGACUCCAGGUUCAGGCUGGAAAACAAGAAUCAAAAAGUGUUUCUGUACCUGAGCAGUUUGUGGGCAGCUGACAGUGGAAACUACACCUGUGAAUGUUCAUAUGAGAGAGGAACACAUGUUCUCCAUCUUAGCAUUACUGUGGAAGAUGGAAAGGACGGUGCUUCUUCCACCUUCAAGUUCAUGGCUAUAGUCGUCCUCAUCACUCUUGCUGCUGCUACUACAUUCAUCAGUGCAGCUGGAAUAAUCUGUGGCCACAUCCUGAGAAUAAAUCAUCACAGACAAAACACAUCUGGAGCACCUGAGCCAGCCAGAUGUGAACCUCUACAGUCUUUGGAGCAGGACGACACCUAUACCAGCCUUCAGCGUCCAGACAACGACGUCUACCAGUCUGUCUCCAUCAAUCACCUACUUCAUAACACUGGCUUCAGAUCAGCCUGCACUGAUACAGCCAUCGUCUACACCAACAGUCAGGCAGCACAUGGGAAAGAACAUGAUUUUAACUCAGUUUAUGCAGUCUAUGAAACGAUCUAAAACUAAUCCAGAGACAGUACACAUCCUGCAUUACUGGCACAUACACUUAUUUUCCAGCUUUCAUGAAGGUUUUGACCUGAAAGCACAAUGCUGAUGUUAGUUUGAAAUGAUUCGGAUGCUUCAGAUUGACAGAAAAUUAGCUUUUGUACACUGUUAACACAAACAGUAUAAACUUAUUCACUGAACAUUUCUGAUGAACUUAUACUGUUAAACAAUAAUUUCCUUAAAUCCAUCAGUCUUUCUGUGUCUGUGUGAAGUUGAUUUGAAUUUCUGGAAUUUAUACUAUCUACACUGUAAAAAAAAUACUGUAAAAUAACAUAAAAUAGUCUCAUAAAGAUAAUGAUUUUGAUAGUUUAUAUAGUUAAAAUAUAUUUUCUAGCUUUAAUGUUACAUGAAAUCAUCCAUAUUUUUUAAUUGUUUGAUGAAGAAUAUUUACACAAGGAAACGUGUGUGCGUGUGCGUGUGCGUGUGUGUGUGUGUGUGUGUGUGUGUGUGUGUGUGUGUGUGUGUUGUGUGUUUUCAUAUUUUUUCCUUCUGCACAUGUAUGUGUGUAUAGAAUAUGAUGGAUGUGUGUGUGUGUGUAAAAUUCCAAAACUGAUGCUGUUCUGUUUUCUGCUAAGAUUUGUAUCUAAUUUUAGAAAUACAUUUAAAGUACUAAACUUGAAUUUAAAUUUCAUCCUCAUGAAGUUUCCUACUUUUUUUUGUCAAACAGUUGAAGUUUUCAUUUUAAAUUUAAAUUUUAUGUUUUUCCACAGAUAGUCUUUGAUGCUAUUUUACAUUUGACUUUACUUUGUUUCUGUAUUUUUUUUAAAUUUAAUUUUAUUUCAAAAAUACAGGAAAAAAGUUAAAUAAGAAUGACAGAUUUCAUUUUAUUUUAUGGUACAGAAGGAGCAGCUCUGUGGUAAGAUAUGUGCAUCUUUGUUCUGUUGGAUUGAGGCUGGAGAGGUUCUUUAUUUACUUGUGAGAUGACACAGAUCCUCUUUAAACCAGAUGACGAUCUAGUGAGGGCUUGUGAUGAGAUUAUCUGAUGGCAAAUCAGUCACAUAUGAUACGUUGUAGUUGCAAACAAGACCAAAUAUUCUUGUUGAAUCACAAACAAAGCAGCAAAUGUUAUCAGAAAGUCCUUUUAGCCUCUGAAGUUACAAACGAGUGUGGCAAUUCUCAGCUAGACUAUCUUUUUGUUUUUUAUGACAGCAGUGUUGUCUUCCACUUCCUUUUUAUACCUCGUACCAGCUCAUACCUUUGUGAGAACCGUGAACCUGAGGUUUUGAGUGCAAAGGAGUGUGCAUGUGGUCCUGUAGUACUGUAUACUGUACACUAUCAGCAGCAGCUGCACACUCGCUCACACGUCUUGACCAGUAUGGCUGGAUGGAAACUGUGGCUUGUUCUGCUUCUACUGUGGACAUGUUGCACUGACAGCCGAGUGGCGGGAGAGCGACUGGUGAAAACCAUUGGUAAAGAACCAGAUGUGACUCCAGUGUGUCCUGAUGAAACCCUGCAAACUAUCACAGUGAUAACAUGUAAAAUCAGCACAGAGAGAAGCAUUGGAGAAGAAUGUAAUCUCACUUAUCAAUAUGGACACGACUUUGAACACGGAUGUGACUCCAGAUUCUCUCUGAUUAAAGAAAACCAAACUGUAUUUCUCCGUGUGAGCAACUUAACACCAAACGACAGUGGAAACUACACUUGUCAGUGUUCAUACCUUGAAGGAACAUAUACUCUCCAUCUCAGUAUCACUGUGGAAGGUGAUGAAGAUGGCACCACCAUCAGUUCCACGGAAACAUCUUUCUUUUUCAUCCUGACUGGAGUGAUUGUAUUCGUCAUUAUAUUUGGACUUAUCCUGGGAUUUAUCUGCAGAAAAACGUGCCACAGCAGAAGACAGCAGCUGCCCAUAACCAGCCUUCCAAACACGGAAACAGAGGAGAUUGAGCCAUACAGUGUGUUCAUGCAGAAAGAGAAUGUGCUUUAUUCAACUGCCAGACCACACAGUUAUUGACCUGAUAAUUCAAAUGUGUUUGAAGGACAAACUUAGGGAUACUUCUGUCAUUGUGAAACAUCUGCUUCUAUGUGAUAGGUGUUUCUGAGUUGAAACCAAGUCAAACCUGCUGUCCAUUAUGCUGCCGUGCAACUGUUUCACUUAUUUGUAAUAACAUUUCAUCAAAUGCUAUUAAUUUAAAAUCCAGAUUUGUUUUUGUAAGUACAUUUAAUUCCUUGUGUAAAUUUAACGUUUAAAAAGAACAUUAACUUUGUUUAACAAAGAACCUAACAAUAAUCGAGUAAAUUAUUAGCUAAACAAAGCUGAUUCUCUCCAGUCCUCAUGAUCAGUGGUUGUGCUUCAGUUCUUUUGAACAUCAGACUCUCACUCGGAGGGCUCGGCUUCCACUUAUACUUAACGUCUUCGAGCUUCCUGCAGACAUCCUGUCCUUACCCACAUCUGUGUCAUGUUGCACAUACGCCUCCUUUGCACUUCAAUGAUCUGCACAAGACUUUAGAGACCACCUUGCAAAAAUCACAUACGUCUUAGUUUCCAUCCAUUCUUGAUGGUGGUCGUCCCUAUUUUACUGUAUAUGCACAGCUGAAAGAGAAGGACAGACCAGCUGAGCACAACAGAAAUCAUCAAUGACUUGUGCAUGAGUCUGUGUAAUCUGCAUGAAAUACCAUGUUGGACCUCUGACACUUGAGUUUCAAUGUUAUUAAGCCAAUCAUCUUUAAAAUAUUCUUUACUGUGAGGACUAUGCUCACUGUGGUAGACCCCAUCUGAGCCAAACAAAUCUUGAUCUUGAUCUUAUCUAACCUACACAACCGUUCAGAACUUUGAGGUCACUUAGAAAUGCCCUGAUUUUUUAAAUAAAAGUAUUUUUUUCAAUGAAGACAACAUUGAACUAAUCAGAAAUACAGUCUAGACAUUGCUAAUGUGGUAAAUGACUGAUGAUUUUUAAUGGAAUAUCUACAUAGGGGUACAGAGGCAAAUUUCUAGGAACCAUCACUCCUGUGUUCUUAUGCUACAUUGUGUUAGCUAAUGGUGUUCAAAGGCUAAUUGAUGAUUAGAAAACCCUUGUGUGAUAAUGUUAUCACAUGAGUAAAAGUGUGAGUUUUCACGGAAAACAUGAAAUUGUCUGUGUGACCCCAAAUUUUUGAAUGGUUGUGUAUAUGCUAAGUCUGAAGCACUAGCUUGGAUGUUUCCAAGCUAGUGCAAAACUGCACUAGCUUGGAAACAUGCAAUACUUUCCCACAAAAAUUGGGAAAGUAUUACACUAUUUAUGGCAUCAUUUUAGGCGGAUGAUCACUGAAGCUCUGAUUAGUGGUUCUAAGGCUCAUCGUUCUCUACCUCCUGAUUUUUGCUCACUGAUCUCCCUGAAUCCUUUUCUAUCUUUGUGAAAUCUGACAUUCAGAUUUUUCAGUUUCUCUGGCAGUUCUUUUCCAUGUGGAGCCAUGAUGCAGACUUGCUUAUAGGUCCAAAACUGAAAAAUUCUGGUGUUCACAGCUCAUUUUUAUAACCUUGUUCAUGCAACUUGGAUCAUCUGGAAAUCACAGGUGUACUCAGUUCUGUGUAGCUCACAGUUUGCUUUAAGUUUCUAGUUUAGGGUCAGUAUUUUCAAUAUAGUCUCUCUAAAGUAUUUCUUUUGUAAAUGUUCGUAAGAUGAGAAAUCGUGUAACAAUUGAGAAGUGAAGCAAUUUGCACAGAGGUGUUCUCACUUCCGUUAUACUCUGUAUAGUGAGGGCUGUGAGGGACAUAUUGCACUUCCGCUUAAAACACUUCAUCUUGGAUACUUAUAAGGUGUUACUUUGAGGUUUAGGUAGUUAAAGAGAUGUGUCUGUGUUUGCCUUUCUCUAAGUACAGACUCAUGUAUAGAGGCAAAAAUACUGUCACUGCUCUGUGACAUUAAGGCUCAAAGAAAACAUUCAUAAGAAGUACAUCCAACCACUCCACCACGGUUUAAAUAUGCUGAGAAAUUCUCAUGCUCGCUUGCUGUUUGACCUUUUCAAGCAGUCCUGUAGACACUCUUCCUGUUUAGAAGAGAGGUUAUUUUGAUGUUUAGAUGGUCAGAGAACAGUUUAAAGCAGAGUGUCGGAGUUGCUCCUUCAGCACCAUGUUCACUGUUGUGGUCUCUCUGGGCUUUUUCCUGCUUCUGCCAACAUCUAUGUGUUUUGGCAGUCAAGGUAAUUAUGUUUUUCUCAAAUUAUCGCUAUAUUUUUGGUUUAAAGAGGAUUUAGUUUUCAAUUACAUUUACAAAUGUAGUUUAUUCUCACAAGAUGCUGAAAUGCAGGACUUUCUUGUAAUAUUGAUUGUAAUCAAUUGAUUUCAGUGACUCUUGAGAAGACUGUUGGGAACAAACCAGAUGUUACUCCAAUAUGCAUCAAUGAGACGCUGAAUAUCAUCACACUGAUACUUUGUAAGAUCACAACAGAGAGGAACAGGGAACAAGAGUGUCAUCUGGUGUACAGCUAUGAAUACGACCUUUUUAAUGGAUGUGACUCCAGGUUCAGACUCGUAACCAAGAAUCAGACUGUAUUCCUCCACCUGAGCAGUUUAACACCAGCUGAUAGUGGAAACUACACCUGUGAGUGUUCAUAUUCUGGAGGAACAGAUAUUUUCCAUCUCAUUGUUACAGUGGAGGAAGCGGUGAGCAGUUCCACAAAAAAAUCAGUUUUAAUUUCUUCGAUUGGUGCAUUAAUACUCAUCACUGUGACGGGAGUUCUUCUGGGAUUUAUUCACCAGAGGAAAAGUUUCAGAAGCAAAGAAGCACCUGGAUUAUCUGUCCAUGAAACUUCUGGCUCUUUGGAUGGAAAUGACCCAGGCGACACGUACAUGAGCCUUCAGUAUCCUGCAGAUGAUCUCUACCAAACUGUCUCCUCAGUUCACCGUCAACACAGCACCCAGACGAACAACAGAGAAGUCCACCUGGACAAUGAGGACCUAAGUUGUGAAAUCUAUGAAAACAUUUAAAUCAAGUCAACAUAUAUAUACUACCGUUCAAAAGUUUGAGGUCACUACGAGAUGUCUUUAUUUCUGAAAGAAAAGCACUUUUUUUCUAUGAAGAUAACAUGAAAUUCAUCAGAAAUACAGUCUAGACAUUGUUUGUGUGGUAAAUGACUAAUGAUUUUUAAUGGAAUAUCUCCAUAGGGGUACAGAGGAAUAUUUCCAGCAACCAUCACUGUUAUGUUCUAAUGGCACAUUGUAUUAGUUAAUGGUGUUGAAAGGUUAAAUGAUGAUUAGAAAACCCUUGUGCAAUUAUGUUAGCACAUGAAAAAAAAUGUGAAUUUUCAUGGAAAGCAUGAAAUUGUCUGAGUGACUCCAAACUUGUGAAUGGUAGUGUAUGUUUUAUGCAUCAUGAGGAUUCAUUAAAACAGAAGCUUCAGAACUUUAUGGGACAAAAAGGGAAAAAAAAAACUUAAAAACACUGAAAAUCCGGCAGCAGGAAUGUUAGGAAAUUAUUGCUGAAAACAAGUGGAAUCCUGUAACAUGAAGAACUAUAAAAACAAACAAACUGUGAAAAUCACUGUAAAUAUCUGUAAAAGAUUGACAUUCUUAGCUGAUUCAAAUACAGUAAAUAAAUGCUAUUUUACGGUCACACAUUGUAAAAGAAUUAACAACCACUUGUAAAAAUACAGAUUUAUAAUGUAGACAUUUUUUGCUAUUUUUGUAGAAUAAUGAUAUUUUUGCUGAUUUAAAUGUGACCAAACAAACUAUGAUAAUUUACACUCAAAUGGGAUAAAAGAACAAAUUAAUAUUUGUAACAAUACAGAUAUUUGAUGAGGAGUUCAUUUUCAGUUUGGUUAACAUGUAAAUGAAAACAUUUUUCCUGUGAUUUUACCAGAAAACACAGAAAUUAACCAAAAAAAAUUACAGUUAAACAAUGUAUUAAGUGUUUUUGUAAAAUGAUAUUUUUUCUGAUUUAAAUACAGUAAAAACAGUAACUUUAUAGUUCGAUUACUAUUUGUAAAAAAUGUUUUUAUUAUGAAAAUGUAAUUUUUUCAAUGAUUUUACUAAAUCUUUUGUCAUUUAGCAAAUUGUGGAAAGCUGUAAAAUUACAGUUAAAAUUAUUUAUUUGCUUUUGUAAAAUAAUAUUUUUGCCAAUUUAAUUACAUAAAAAAACUGUAAUUUCACAGUCAAAUGACCACUUUGUGAAAAUACAGAUUUUUGAUGUGAAUUUUAUUUACAAUUUGAGUGGAAUUUGCACUUAAGAAGAACAUGCCUCACAGUUUCUAGUUCACCUUGGUUGCUGUUUUUUCCAAACUAUCUGCUUCCUUGUUGCCCUUGACACCCAUAUAUGCUGGAACCCAAAUAAAACCCACCUCACACCCUGCUUUGUGAAUUUGAAACAGUGCUUGAAAUAUGUCUCAUAGAAUAUUGGGUCUGGAUUUGGAGUUAGUUUCUUUUAUUGAUGUUAACACGGCUGCUGAAUUGCUACACAUGACUGACUUGAACAGUUUGUUGUCUAUCACCCACCAAAAUGCCAGUCGGAUCCCUAAUAUCAGGUUGGUUGUUUGUGUCUCAGGUAGCAGUGGGUACGUGCUGCUGUUUGAGACUGAUUAGAUGAUUUGGUCCAGCUGAGGGCUUCGAAGCUGCUUCAGGCUUUGUAAGGCUGCAGUGGGUUAUGGGGAGCAAACUCUGUAUUGUUUGAAGCAUUGUUUGUUGGCAUCCAGAAGGUGAGUGUUACCAUCUUCCGUUUUGUCCGGUAGUCUGUAGAUCGUGUAUCUUUUGGGUUGUGUUAGUUUUCUGUUUUUUCUAGCACUGUGGGGAGCCAUGAUUGUCUCUGUACAGCUAUCUUGUUGGUACUCCAUGUGAUCUGGUGAGGUUUAAUGCUACAGGUGGCUUCACAGACUAACUGGUUUGGUGCUUAAUACACCCGCAGCAGAACCGCAUGAAGACUGGUGGUGAGUUUAGUAAAUCCUGGUCAAGUAGUCAGUAGGAAAUUCUCUGUAAAGACUGUUAUUUGUGUGGUUUUGUCAGUUGACGUGCCUAUCUGUGGCAGUAAAUUUGAUAAUAUGGCUUCUUUGUCCAGCAGCGUUUGUUUAUAGCCGCAAAAAAAGAUGAAUUAUUUCAAAUAGCUGAUCACUAUAGUAUUGUAGUCUCUGAGAGAAAAGGUAAAGAUGAUGUUCAGGAUUUGGUGUCUUUGAUUGAGCUAGAAGUGUUAGAGGAGAGCGAGUCUCUAAGGGCUGCAGUAGAACUAGCAGUGUUGGUACCUGUUGGGUUGCAAGCAGCUGGACUGACUUUUGAGCAUCAGAAAGAAUCAUUAGCAAUGCAAUUUGAGUAGGACAACAUACUUUUAAAAGUGGAAGUGGAGGAUAGCUGCUUUUCUUUUUCUCGCUCCUUGAGUUAGAGAGAAUUUGUCAGGGCACUGAAAGAGUAAAGCUGGAAUUAAAGCAAGAUAACUUGCACGUGGUUCAUGACAUUAAGCUUCCUUUGGUACUGAGGAUCCUGUUUUUGUUGAUUCUGGACUUUGUGGGGUUGAUGUGAUUUCUAACUUGUGUUUGGUGCCAAAAUGUAAAUAUUCCACCUUGCUAGUAUAUCAUAGUACAAGAAUAUUUACAAUGUGUUGAUAAGAGUGGAACAUUCUGCCCGCACUGUUCUGAUGAUGAUGUUGAGGAACACAUUGUAGAACGGUCUCUAGAAAACAUCCUCAUAAUGUUCCAGUUGAUAUCAAAAGAACAUUCCCAAGCAACAUUCAAAAAAUGUUUUCCAGAUGCUAUUGAGAAUGACUUUCAUAUUACAAGAACAUUUUAUGAAAAUCAUGUGAGGCCUUGAUAACACGUGGAAAACAUUUUAUGAAUGUUGCGUUGAGAACGUUCGUCCUUCAGUAUCAUAGAUCCUCAUCUAUGUUCCUGACAACAUUGUCUGGAGCUGAAAGUCUUAUUUUACUUUGACCUCAAAGGAACAUUGCUGCAAAUGAUAAAUAUCCUUAAAACAUUCUUUGAACACGAGAUUAAAACUUUAAAAAUGAUAUUAGAACUUGUAGGUAAUGUUGUGGGAAUGUUCCCGGCUCGUUAGGAGGACUUUGUAAGUGCAUUAUAGGUUGAUGAUAUUUGACCAAUGCCAGAUCUUAAUUCUAAAUGUCAGUUUAAACUCAUUGUGAAAUGUGGAAGAAGAAACAAUCCUGUAGACGCACUUCCUUCUGACAAGAACUGGUUUGAGGUUGAGGUGGCAGAGCUCAAAAGCAGCAGUAACUUGUGAUCAGUAUGGAUGGAUGGAAACUGUGUUCUGUUCUUCUUUUACUAACUUUUUGCACUGACAGCCAAGGUAAUGAUGUUUUUAUCUCAUAAUCUUCCAGUCGUUGUUUUAAAGAGAACCACUAAACCUUCUGACAUUUCAAAUAUCAAGUGUCAUCUAGUGGAGCUACAAAUUCAAAACUAUAUCGAUCAAUUAUUGAGGCUAUUUUUCACAUUGAUUGCAGAGAUUCUUGUGAGGAUAGUUGGGAAGGAACCAGAUGACACUUCGAUAUGCAGCAACAUAAGCCUGAAUUUCAUCACGCUGAUAGUUUGUAAGAUCAGAACAAAGAGGAACAAACCGGAGUGUCGUCUGCUGUAUCGAUAUGGACACGACUUUGAACAUGGUUGUGGAUCCAGGUUCACAUUUGUGACGAAGAACCAAACUGUAUUUCUCCACCUGAGCAAUUUAACAGCAGGUGAUAAUGGAGGAUACAUCUGUGAGUGUUCACAUCUUGGAGGAACAGAUGUUCUCCAUUUCCUUGUCACAGUCACAGGUAAGCACCACAUUGUGAUUUUAUGCUCAGAUGUUGGCUAAAUUCAAGGUGGAUAUUUAAAUAUGUGGUCACAUUCUAUUGAACUGUUUACAUGGCAGAACUGAUUGUCGUUUUUCUUAAAGAAUUUUGGUGAGAACAUGCCGUCUAUGGCUAAGAAAUUAGACCUGUUUGAAUUUGCAGAAUAAAAUCUCUGGUGCUGUUAUGCUUUUAAACUGAUUUGGGUAUGCUUUGUGUGUUCAUUGCUGUGCUCACAUGUUAAUUUGAAUUCCAGAUGAUGUCAGUGAUAAAAUAUUGGAGAAUUACUACUCCACCAAGGAACAUGGUGGAGGUAUGUGACGGUCAGCGUUGGUUUGCCUGUUUAUCUGUUUGCAACGUUACUCAAAAAUGGAUUAACGGAUUCGGAUGAAAUUUUCAGAGAAGGUCAGAAAUGACACAAGGACCAAGAGAUUAGAUUUUGGCAGUGAUGCGGCUUAUAGUCUGGAUCCAUGGAUUUGUUAAAGAUUUCUGGAUCAUUGCGAGAUAGCGGUACGGCGUCACUGAAACUAUGACAAGUAGUGAACGCUACAUCAGCUGCCUGUUGACGAUCACAUGAUUGUGAUCCUACUACAAAUCCACCGCUGUGGACUUAUCGGGACUUAUCCGUCGGAAAUGAUACCUACCUAGGGAUCCUAUGCAUUUCAGUAGAAGGCAACUGGACCUCUAGUUUUAGGUUCUUGAAGAGGUUUCACCUCAUCAACUGACUGUCCCACAUAAACACUACCGUUCAAAUGUUCGGGGUCAUGUAGAAAUGUCCUUAUUUUUGAAAGAAAGGCAUUUUUUUUUCUGUGAAGAUAAUAUUAAAUGAAUCAGAAAUACAGUCUAGACAUUGUUAAUGUGGUAAAUGACUAUUCUAGCUGGGAAUGACUGAUUUUUAAUGAAAUAUCUCCAUAGGGGUACAGAGGAACAUUUCCAGCAACCAUCACUCCUGUGUUCUAAUGCUACAUUGUGUUAGCUAAUGGUGUUUUCAUGGAAAACAUAAAAUUGUCUGGGUGACCCCAAACUUUGGAACAGUAGUGUAUAUUGUCCCCCUAAAUAACACAAAUAAUGGCCCAUUAACAAGCCAACUCUCACAUUAACUUGGGAUGUGAAUUGUUAUAAACCUGCCAGGUGAGAAAUCACUAAAGGCAUUUAAGCUGUCUGGGGAAAGAUCUCAAUACUGCAUUAUAAUAAGUGGUGUUGUAGACCCCGCCAUUGUUUCACUUCUCUCAAACAUCUGUCUUCUCUGUCCAGAAUAUGUACAUCACUGUCCUCAAAGGAGUCUUUUAUGCUUUAGAUGAAGAUAAACUGCUGAGUCUUGUUCUGAUAACCAGUUUUUAUGGUCUUGUGGGGUGGUUGUUUAUUCUCUUCUAUAUAGGUCUGUGCAUUCCUGUAUUAUUAAGGGUUGUCUGGGUCCAUUUCAUCCUACAAAAUAAAAGUCCUGAUGCAUCUUGUUUUUUAAACUCUGCUUUAAUUAUGCUGGACAAAGUUUGAGAAUCUGUCACCUCUGAGUUGUGGAAACUUCCACUUUCAAAUAUAUAUUUCUGUAUUUUGAAUGACAAACACUUGCAUCUGAAGGAUAAGGAUCACACUUUGAGGCCUGAAAUGUCCACAUUCUGGGCAGAGAAGAUAAAUCUACUAUCCAAGUUAAACUGGAACAGCCAUCUCUAAACAGAGCAGGACGUCUACAACACCACUUAUCAGGUACUUAGAAUGCAGUCUUGAGACCAUUCACCACUCGAGACAUGAGUCUUGGAUAAUUUCCAGGACAUUAGUCUAGUGUUUUGAGGUGAGAAUAAAUAGCUGGAGCUUCCCAUCAGUCAGUCAGGACAGAAAAAAGUUCUUGGAUGAGACAUGAAACAUUUUAAUGAACCAAAAAUAACUCUGGCUGCCGUCGACUGAAGCACUGAGUGUCAUCAUGAUGUUUCUUUACACAUUAAGCUAAAUCCCACCAAGUGUUUUUUUUUUCCUGACAGAUGUUUUUUUUUCUUUUCAAUGUUUUAGAUUUGGAAGAGGCCAGCAGUUCAACAGAAAUGUUGAUUUUUGUUUCUUUGACUGGUGCAAUGAUAGCAAUCAUAACUGGAGUAAUUCUGGGAUUUAUCCACAGGAGAAGAAGUCGUGGGUGAGACGCUAUUACUGUUAUACUAGUUGUAUAUAGUUACACUAGUAUCAGCAAAGUUAUACACUUUGUUGAUGUGGAUAUCUCAUAUUUCACGCUGUCUUACUGUAUUCAUGGCUAAGUGAAAAAUAAUAUUUUAAUCACU
This is a messenger RNA of Amphiprion ocellaris (clown anemonefish), 13952 nucleotides long. RefSeq lists its product as uncharacterized. Bases 2057 to 2968 code for a protein of 303 amino acids. The record is from RefSeq and is a predicted model, not a curated record. The transcript is spliced from 14 exons. Lineage: Eukaryota; Metazoa; Chordata; Actinopteri; Pomacentridae.